CGUGCCCAAGCUAGUAUCGUGUGUCGCGAACAAAAUGGAGCGUUCUCUACCCGGCUGAGAGCUAAAGUUGUUUAUUUUUAUCAUGUGUUUUGCUCUGUUGCGUUGAGUAUUUAGUGUAUUUUAGUUCAUUGUAAGUUUUUACUCGCACAAAUGGGAUUCAAAAUGUGGUGGACGAUACUUCUGGGCGCGUUAAUGGCGUCAGACUACAGCACUGCGAUAACUGUCCAGUGCCCCACCAAAAGGUAUGUGGUGAUCCUGUUUCAACCCGUGACCCUGAUUUGCAACUACCAGACCUCGUCCACCCAGCCCCCUGUGGUGUUGUGGAAGUACAAGUCCUAUUGUAGGGAUCCAGUGCAGGCUGCUCUGAACCCGAGCAGUGCGGACAACAUCCUGGCUCAGAACAACCCCAACUAUGACCCCAACAUCGAGUGUGCAGAUUCCCAGCGGACUGUGCGAAUCGUGGCUUCUAAAGACAACACUGCAGUCACUCUGGGCCCAGAAUACCAAGGACGCAAGAUCAGCAUCGUAAACCAGGCUGAUCUGAACAUAGCACAGACUGCAUGGGGAGACAGUGGGGUUUACAUCUGCACCGUCACUUCUUCCUCAGACCUCACAGGAAACCCAGAAGACUACACUGAACUCAUUGUACUCGAGAGAAAGUCAAAUACCACUGAUCUUCUGCCUGAGGUUGACUUACUGGUUAUGGAAGACUGGCUCCUGGUGGUCCUGGUGGUCCUGGGUUUCUUGUUGUUACUUCUGCUCAUUGGGAUCUGCUGGUGCCAGUGCUGCCCUCACACCUGCUGCUGUUACAUCAGCUGCCCGUGCUGCCCUGACCGCUGCUGCUGCCCCCGAGCCUUGUACGAGGCGGGUAAAGCCGUGAAGAAGGGCAUGGCCAGUCAGUACGCUGCCACCCUGUACGCCCCCAGCAUGUAUGGACAGCCUGCCUACAGUGGGAUGAACCAGCCUGCCAUGCCCAUGCUUCCCAUACCCAACGGCAUGGGGGGUCCACCUCCUAACAACUAUGGACGAGACUAUGACGGAGCCAGUUCAGUGGGCCAAGGCUCCCAGGUGCCUUUGCUUCGGGACCAAGAUGGCGGAGGAGAUCAUACUCGCAGUGGGUAUCGCAUCCAGGUGGAUCCCGAGGGGAAUGCCACUCGAGCCAUUUACUACAUGGAGAGAGAACUGGCCAACCUGGACCCAAGCAGACCUGCCAAUUACAACCGCUUGGACAACAUGAGCGAGGUGAGCUCUCUCCAUGACAGUGACAGGAGCAGACUGGCAGGGCGCUCUCAGCCUCCAGCCCUGUCCACCGUGUACGACAGGGACGAGGCCAUGAGCACCAUCAGCAGUGUGUCCCAGCACGUGAACCGCCGCCCGGACGACCGCAGGGGUGGAGACUAUCGCGGCCGCUCUCGCUCCAUGGACAACCUUGAUGACAUUGGGCGAGGAUCUGACCGCGAUGACUAUCGCCGCCGCCCUGAGGAGCCCCGGGGAAGGAGAGGCUCUGACGAUGAAUGGAGCACCAGCGCUCGUGGUGGGUAUGACCGUGGAUACGAUCGUGUCUAUGACGACCGCAGGGGGAGGGACUACUCUCCGGAGGACCGCCACAGAGGGAGAGGGGCAGACAGCGCUCUGGCGGGCAGACGCAGCCGUAGCCGUGAUGACCUGAUGGACCUGGAGAAGGACCGGCGCUAUGGGGGCGGAGCCAGAGGGGGGCGUGACGAUUAUGACGACAGCAUCCUGCGAGAGGCCAUGGAGAGGAAGAGGCUGGGCGAGCAGCAGAGGGCGCGCAGCAGGGAGAGACUGGACAGUGAGAGUGACCGCUCGGACAUGGGCAGAUCCAGACCACCACCUCUACCCUCCAACCCCCCCUCAGGCUUCCCUGGUCGCCGUGAUGACUUCCCCCCUCCUCUCCCUCCCCCCUACAGUGAUAACGAAAGUGUGUCGUCUUCAAAGAAAAGUAAUCUUCGCAAGAAUGGAGCUGUUAGUCGGGAAAGUCUGGUGGUGUAAACAUUAAGUAUCAUGAUUCAGGACCAUCUUCAAUCCGACCAACUGUAAAUAAGAUUAUCACAGUUUAGAUUCAUGCUAUGCUUUUUUUUUUUUUUUUUUUUUUUUUUUUUCUUACUGACAUUUGUAUUUGAAUUCAUGAUGUAUUUUUUGUAUUUUAAGUUUUAAAACAUUGUGGCUGCCACAUGUGCCUUAACCUGUACAGAAGGUGUGAAAGUUGAUGUCUGUGUGUGUGGAUGCAUUGGUUUUUAAAUGUAAUUUCUUAAUGACUUUCUGUGUUGUACCGCUACAUCUCUGUGUAUCGGGGAUAGAUUUAUAUAUGAACAAGUUUUAAAAACAUUUUUAUACAAAAAAGCAGAUCUAUUUUAGUAAUGUAGUUACACUAUUGCUAAGUUUUAAAUGUGCUCAGUAUUUUCCGUCUGUAUUUUGUACAGCCUUGGAAUGGAAACAGAUUUACCAUUUAGUUAAUUAAUUGAUUUAAUUUUUUGAAAAUGCUUUUUACAAUAAAUGUCUUUCUUUGCCACUAGAUGACACCAUUUCCCUUAGCUCAAAACAGUCAAAUUUACUGAUGUUUCUGUACUUUGUUUACAUAAGUCCUUAAUUUAGUCAAAUAAAAACAAAUCUGACUGUGAUUCUGCA
Messenger RNA from Boleophthalmus pectinirostris (great blue-spotted mudskipper), 2646 nucleotides. RefSeq names its product lipolysis stimulated lipoprotein receptor (gene lsr). Gene Ontology annotation, cellular component: tricellular tight junction; plasma membrane. The coding region runs from base 151 to 2010 and encodes 619 amino acids. Lineage: Eukaryota; Metazoa; Chordata; Actinopteri; Gobiiformes; Gobiidae. The record is from RefSeq and is a predicted model, not a curated record. The transcript is spliced from 11 exons. Gene Ontology annotation, biological process: tricellular tight junction assembly; establishment of blood-brain barrier.